AUGGAACUCCUGAGGACAGGUGGCUUGCGGGCUACUUCCGCCGUGAAUGGGUUGUGGGGCCAUAUUCCUCCUAGAAGUGUUGGGAGGACUACCUUUUCAUCAGGGUCGUCGAUGGUUGAAGGCCUACGGCGCCGGCGAUUUCCAAUAAAAUGCGAAAGUAAGCCCUUACCUAAUUCAGCAAAAGUCCCAAUGGAAUUGGAUUGUAAGCUGCUGAACCAACGUCUAGCCGCUCCUUUGAGAGUGAGCGGGAAAGUACCGCAGAGGAUUGCAUCUGACGAGCUAAAUUUGGGUUUUAUAGAAAAAUUUCCAAAAUUUUCUGUACUCUUUUUCCAAAAUUUCCGAAAACGCACUCUCAAAGGUAAACAGCAACAGAAGCGAAACUACAAAUCUAAUAACGCAACCGUCACUGUUCCUGUCCGGGCCUCGGGUUCUGCUCCUCUGCGGCGAUCCCCGCGCCUGAAUCCUAUCCCCGACGCCUACGAGAGCGACUCCGACGAGAGCGACUUCUUCGAUAGCGACUCCGACGAGAGCGACACCGACAAGCCCAGGGGAAGAUCUGGAAGCAUGACCGACGCCGAAAUGGUCCGCUACGAGGAACAAGUUUGUAAGAGUGAUGGCUUUGAUGUUGAACACUUUUCUGAGGUCAGGGGUUUUGGUAUAAUUCAACCACUCAAUCUAAGCAAUGCGGUGUAUAACAGGAUGUGCAUAAAAGUUUCGGAGCGCGCAAUCGACCAAAUCCACAAGCGCAGAGAACGAAGAGCUGUCAAGCCUCAAACUCCACUGAAGUUUGUGAAGGUAUUGAAAGCAAUGCAUCAGAUUUGCGAUAUGAUGAGGUAUUAUGUAACCUUUGAGGCCAAGAAUGGAGGAGGCGAGACUAAGAUCUAUCAAACCUUGGCGCGUUGGCGUAGAUUCCCCCUUGUUGAAGAUAACUUCACCGUGUUGGUUGUCAGGGAGUAUAAGAAAGAUAAAGGGGAUCAAGUUAUUGGUAUUCACUCGCUUCGUGAGCUGGAAACGCAGUUGAAUGCUGCUUCAACGACAUGUCGCCUGGCAAUCCUGUACUUCUAUAAAGCUCGUCCUUGCCGUUUCAUAUCUCCUUUUUAUGAAAGCUUAGCUCGGAAGUACCCGAAAGUUGUUUUCUUGAAAGUUGACAUUGAGGAGGCUGAGGCGGAGGACGUGACUAAAGAAUGGAAAAUUCGUAGGGCUCCCUACUUUUUCUUUCUAAAAAAUGGCAAGCAGGUGGACAAGGUUGUUGGAAUAGACGCAGAUGAACUUGAAAGGAAGGUUAAACUGCACUCACGCAAGCAAGGUAGAAGCAAACGGGUCACAUGAGAAGAUUUUUCAGCAUAUGGAGAGUUUAAGGAGUUUUUUGGAAAUAUGUAAUACCUUUAAGCUACUCAUCAGAAAAAAGGAAAUAUGUAAUCAUCUAACCCUAAACAGCAGAAUAGUUGUACUCAUUGGAAUGUUGACGUACUGAUGCUUAUUUAGUGAAUGUUAUUAGCAAGUCUUUUAAAUUUGUGUGUGGAUAAUAGUUACUAUAUAUGCUAUCUUUCUCUUAUAAGAUGAUGCACUGAGCUUUUGCCAAUGUGAAAUGUGACUUGUGUGGUUUUU
Molecule: messenger RNA, 1608 nt
Organism: Corylus avellana
Lineage: Eukaryota; Viridiplantae; Streptophyta; Magnoliopsida; Fagales; Betulaceae
Source: RefSeq, a predicted model, not a curated record